AUGGUCAAGCUGGACGAAGCUGACCUUCGCCCCCGUCUACACGCAAAAAUUGACAAAGUGUGUGUGGUUGCCGAGCUUACAGGAACAUACCAUGCCAAGCCUUGCCAUCCCUACAUAAUGAGGCGGACAGGUGUUAUGAUGUAUAGUGCCAACGAAGUGAUAGCUGAGAAAUCUUCAUUCAAGUACAAGCGAAUUCGGCAUGGUCGGUCGAGGGAGUGCCAUGUUAUGGCACCUAAAGUCUCCUUCCUUUGCCAACUCGCCUUUGGUUCGGUGGAAAAAGGACUUGAGGAAGUGCUCAGUCUAAGGAAUACGGCUGUGAGGGGGGCUAAUUGCUUUGGAUUUGCCCUUCGGCAGCCUCGUAUUGGCUUUUCAUCCGGUGGAGAAGACGGCAGAGCAAUUGGGAUGUGUUCUAAUGUCAAAGCUUUAGUACCUUAA
Messenger RNA from Pochonia chlamydosporia 170, 435 nucleotides. RefSeq lists its product as hypothetical. The coding region runs from base 1 to 435 and encodes 144 amino acids. NCBI's taxonomy places the organism in Eukaryota, Fungi, Ascomycota, Sordariomycetes, Hypocreales, Clavicipitaceae. The transcript has a single exon. The record is from RefSeq and is a predicted model, not a curated record.